GCGACCCCUACACAACCGGAAGUUCUGAAAGUGGAAAUUCUCCCAAUAGCGAACCCUGUGCUAAUCUAAAUAUCUGUUUAGGCCUACGUUAUAUCUGUACGCUUGUGUUGUUGUACUGCUUUGCAAUGAACAGAAGCAAGGCCAGUGGCGUGUCGUGGGUGAAACCAGCGGAGCCCUCCUUUCUUAAGAAGUUUAAAAAUGAUGUUGGAUACAAAGAAGGGCCGACUGUUGAUACAAAGCGUCACGUGAUGCCAACACUGGAUGAUGAUGACAGCGGGAGUGACCGAGAGGAUGAGCUACCUCAAGUUGUGGUCCUAAAAGGUGGAGACCUGACUGAAGAGGAAGUGAAGAAGAUCAAGUCUAAAAUACGCACUGGAGGUGGUGCAGAGAAAGAUGAUGGACCUCCUCCUGAUGAUAAGAUCAUUUUCAAGAAACCAGCCAAGCGCUCCUCCUCAGACAAAUUCCGGAUCACUGCCAGCUCCAGCAAAAAGAAGAAGAGUGAUGGAGGAGAGGAGGAGGAGAAGAAGAAGGAGGUGAAGCCUGGAAAGAAAAUAAAGAAUAACAGCCUUCUGUCGUUUGGAGGGGACGAGGAGAACGAGGAGGACUAAAUGGUAGUGGUCUAUAAAUAAUAUUCAUUAACUCAUGUAACAGAUGACUCGAGGGGGCUAAAGUGAAGUUUGAUUAUUGAUAGAAACCAGGAGGAAAACAAACAGACAUUGUAUUCUGAACAGAUACUGUCCGAGUUCAUCACAGUGUGCAGCCUGUCCAUUCUCAAGUUUCUUUUAUUGGACAGUCCAGUAUCUCAGUCCACUGACUACAAAUAGUCUGUUUGAUAUUACAACUUGUCCAUUAAAGUACAUUAUCAAAAACAACUCGCAGAGAUGCAAAUCACCUUAAGUAGGUAACCCAUCACAUGGAACAAUUUCAUUCCCCUUUUCUUUCUAAAUCAAAGUUACAUUAUUCUUGUGUGGGAGCGCCACUUUGUACAUUCAGGGACACUCAGACGUCCACUAAUUAAUUGUCUGUCUGACAAAAAAAGCUGUAGCUGAAUGAUUUGAGGAAAAAUACUUUUUGUUUCUGACCAAUAUUGACAUUGUGAUUGAAAUAUCAAUUAUUUUCCUUAAUGAAUCUGUUGGCCUGUGUUUUCAGUUUACAUAAUCACAAAUGUAUGUUGAUUGUACAUCAAUAGAAUCAGACAACAAUGCAUUUGUUAGCAUUAGUUUUUUUAUCUGACUUAAUGAUAUGCAAUGUAGAUGUAGAAGACACCGAGCACUCCUUUAGUGUAGUGUCUUCUUCAACUACACCAUCUUUGGCCAUGGGUAAAUGAUUCAGAGAACGACGUACAGGAAGCAAACUAACUGUAGUAAGUAUAUUUGUCUGAAACUGUCUCUUAAAUUAUAAUAAAAGUCAAAGCUUGAUUAGCUUGCGUAUUGAAAAUUGCUCAUAAAGACAAUAAAUCAUUCAACCCUUGGAACAACAUGACAUUGAUGAGCUCUGUAUUCUGAAAAUCAAAUCCCAAAGGAUAAACAGAGUACAACUGAAUAUUGGGAAAGUAUAGUAUACAUACAUUUGGUCUACACACACAGACGUGUCAGUGAAUGCACCGAUAGAGGUGGUCCAGCUUACAGCUUCAAUACAACACAAGUCAACAUUGGUCAAUAAAGAGGUGAAAUAAUGUUCCCUGUGAUGGUUUACCUACCUCAAACAAACGUCAGGUCCACACAUUGAGACAUUUUAUGAGAUGUUGCAGUAAACAACAAAGUUAACUUGAAAUUUUAUUUGAUUCUGAAAUGUUUGGACACCCAGAGAAAAUCUGUGGUGGUGUAAAAUUAAGGUGAUUUGUAGUUAAUUGAUUAAAGGGAAUAUGUAGCAUGUUUUAAUUAAACAUUGCAGGUUGAAGCUGCUGCUCAUACCUGCCCAACUAUGGAAAUCAGGAAACACCAGGUAGAAAAUCAGUUGGACUGAUUAUUGGUAAUGAAACGAUUUGUUUGAUUCUGUGAUUGUGAUUUUUUACUCUUUUUUUCUUCGCCCAGGUCAUUGAAAUUAGUUCAGCUAUUUAACAAAAAAAAAAAAAAAAAGAGAAGCUGAGUAAAAUAUAGUGAAAGUGGAAAAUCAACUUUUUUAUUUUUUGUAUUUGAUGAAAUAAAUGUAAAAUUAGAAAUCUCUACUGGUAGAAUCCAAAUAGUGACAAACUUUUGAUGAGAAUUUCCCUUGUGUUCUUGGUGCCUUUCACUUAAAGAAAGACUGACGCAAUCAUCACAGUUACAGGUCAUUCAGAUCCUGGUCUCAGUAGCUCCUGUUGUGUAGCUGCGACAGUGCUACACACUCUUCACCCUCUCGUACACAUUAAGAUCAUUUAGUUGCUUUGUGUUUGAAUACUCCUGUUGACUCCUGCUCAUUUGUAUUCCUCUAUGGUGUCAUCAAGAAGUGUAACAGUGUUCACAAGUGGUGUGGAAGUGCUCAUUGUAGAAUUUAAGAUACAUUCAGUGAUGCAUAGAAUGUAUGAAUAUGUUCUAGCUUCGACAAAGGAGCUGUAACAGUUUAUGUAGGAACAAUGCAUUGUUGUCAAUGCAAUGGGGUGAUAUUUUUUUAAUGUGAAUGUGUGAAUUUGUUUUUAUUGUGUUCAGUUUUAGAGAAUGUUUAUGGCUGUAACAUUUGAAAUAAACGUCAUUUUACUGGCUGGGUGCAACGAGUCUCUGCUCCCAGCCAUGAAACA
Molecule: messenger RNA, 2716 nt
Organism: Seriola dumerili (greater amberjack)
Lineage: Eukaryota; Metazoa; Chordata; Actinopteri; Carangiformes; Carangidae
Product: KIAA1143 ortholog
Exons: 3
Coding region: 126-608 (160 amino acids)
Source: RefSeq, a predicted model, not a curated record